This is a messenger RNA of Panicum virgatum (switchgrass), 2340 nucleotides long. RefSeq lists its product as uncharacterized. The transcript has a single exon. The coding region runs from base 1867 to 2250 and encodes 127 amino acids. The record is from RefSeq and is a predicted model, not a curated record. Lineage: Eukaryota; Viridiplantae; Streptophyta; Magnoliopsida; Poales; Poaceae.
AAUAUUCUGCACAACCCAUUUACCACACUACCUACACAACACAUGUGACUUUAGAUGUGAUGUUUUUUUUUAAAUUAACCCGUGAAGGACCCUUUAGUUCACUAGCUGGUACUAAAGGCCCUUUUAAUUUGGGUUGGAGCCACUAAACAGAACCAAAGGGUCAUCCUUUAAUCCCAGUUGGUGUUACCAUUACCAUCCUAGACUAAAUGUUUUGGACUUAGUCCCAGUUGGAGCUCCAUGCCGCUCUCUAGCCUUUGAAUUCGGAACUAAAAUCUUCGUUAGUUCCGGGUCCAACGGCAGUCGGGAUCAAAAAAAAAAAACCUUUUCUGUAGUGUGAAUAUUUCACCAGUCCAUCGACUUAAACAGACGAUACACGGUGGACUAGAACUGAGCAUGGGCCAGACAGGCCGAAGAAAAUAAAACAAUGUUUGUUUCGGCCUAAAUUUGGCUGCCCGGCCUGGCCCAAAUAAUAACCCAACUGGACAUAGAUUGGGCCUUUUUUAAUCACGCCGAUGCCCUGAGCUCUGUUUUUAUUUUUUUCGUUUACCCAAAAUGGGCCGGAACAGAUCAUAGAACCAAAAUGGCUUCUCGUUGCUGCAUUUCCCAAAGGGAUAAUGUCUCGACCAGUUACAUCCAAACAUGUUAGUUGAUUGUAACGUGCAACGAAGUCAGUUAUUAGACUUGAAAUUGGUCCCCUCACUUGGAUGCUCCAUUAGCACUAACUAGGAUUCAAACUCGACAUCAUGCAUGUGUCGAACCUUCUAAAAUCUAAGCUGACGUGGGAAGUUGAAUGAUUCACAUUCACCUAUAGUUCAACAACUAGAACUAAAAUCUACAUAUGUCCAGAGACUGAAACAAGGUCCGAAAUAAACGAACAGCAAACUUAUACCAAGGAACACAAAAUGCAACCAAAAUAAAAUAAAAUAAAAUAAAUACUAUAGAUGCAAUAUACCUCAUUUUAAAGGUUUAGCCAUGUGGGCGCCAUUGCAAGUAGGUACAAGACAUACAUAUACCAGCAUAAACAUACCAUCAAUCAGCAUACAGGUCACGCAUCGAUCUUGUCUGACUAACCAGUAACCACUAACCACAUUAUAAUGCUGGUGGCAACAACUCCAUUAAGGCAGCUAUACGCCUCACCGCUGUGCUUACAAGCUGUACUUAUACAGUCCAGACUCGACAGAUCGAAGAUAUCACUGAUCAAUUCAAGAGACAGAACAAAAACUGUUAUGCUAACUCAAAGUAAGUGUAAGUAAAAAAAAAGUUAAAAAGAGAAGGUGACUAUUGAUGAGGGUCUCUGAUCAAUAUGCACCAGAUCCGCAGAUCACAACCAAUUUUCUAGUCAGGUAGGGAUGCAAGUUAGAUAAUUUUGGGUAAUUGGAUCGAUCCAAAAAGUCAAUAAAAUGAUAUUAUGCAUAAAUAAUUUGAAAGAAGAAAUGAACUAGAGUGAUAUGUCAUCUGAAUUAAUUAGCUAAUCUAAAAAAUAACAUUAGAUACCCACUUGCACUGCAUCUUUAGGUAGAGGGAAGAGGUUCGAUCGGAAACGUGAAAUGCAUGUACGUUCGACAGCCAGCAGAUGCGGGCCCCCCGAGACCCGAUCGACGCCAUUUAUUCCUCAUCAUGGAAUUAGGAAUCUGACACUGUCGUCCACAGACGGAAUCAUCACACAUGAUCAGACGGGCAAUCUGUAUCUGAUAUCUGCAGGCAUGCCCAGAGCGUAAGAGCUUGCUUCCUCCAGCACCCACCAGUCCACAACACUGUCUGCUUCCUCUUUCCUCUCCCAGCAUAGAAGAUAGAAGGUGACCGGCACAAGCGCACGGCUCUGAAAGUCUGAUCUCUCUGACGAUAGGUCGCGCACCCUGUUCAGAUAUGAUCUCCGGCAUGCAGCAGCAGGAGGAGGCAGGAGGAGCUGACCUGCAGCAGGUGAUCAGCGGGAAGGAGGAGGCGCUGGUGUUCGCCACCUGGGACUGCGGGAGCCCGCUGUACGACUCCUUCGAGCUCGCGUCGCUGCACCGCGUCCUGGAGAGCCACCUCAUGGUCCUGCCGUUCCCCGGGGCCGCGGCGUCGCGGUCCCGCCGUCUGGAGCGUCGGGGCGGCACGGCGCCGCCGCCGCCGCCGCCGCCUGGAGAGACCAAUAGCCGCAGCACGGUGAGGUUCAGGCGGCGGGAGGUGGGGAGGAGGAGCAAGGGUUGGAGGGGGAGCAAGGCCGCGGCGGCGAUAUUCAGAGCUGUUACGUGUUGGAGGAAGUUGUAGGGUGAUCGGGCGAUUCUGUAUAGGGUGAAUACAUUACUAUCGAUUGUUGUCUGAAUUUGAAUCGACUACUUGUUUUUUGUUGUUGUGGUA